Messenger RNA from Astyanax mexicanus (Mexican tetra), 2313 nucleotides. RefSeq names its product NifU family protein. Lineage: Eukaryota; Metazoa; Chordata; Actinopteri; Characiformes; Acestrorhamphidae. Gene Ontology annotation, molecular function: iron ion binding; iron-sulfur cluster binding. Gene Ontology annotation, biological process: iron-sulfur cluster assembly. The record is from RefSeq and is a predicted model, not a curated record. Bases 67 to 861 code for a protein of 264 amino acids. Gene Ontology annotation, cellular component: mitochondrion. The transcript has 8 exons.
UCAGGCGGUCACACAGGAGGAGAGCGGGUCAGCUGUGUUUGGGUCCUAAAUGUAAAAACAGUGGAGAUGGCGGCGGCGGCGGGUGUGAGAUGGACUCUGCUGCGGCUCUUUAGGCCUCAGUGGACUGUUCCUCCCGGCAGGUUUUCAGUGAAUGACAGAAUUCAGUGCUAUUCUUCAUGGUUAUCCCAAAAGAACAGAACACAACUACAUCAGUCUGUGUACAAACUAGUUAGAGUUCGAUAUCUGUCAAUUUUGACACAAGAUACACCAAACCCCAGGAGUCUAAAAUUUAUCCCCGGGAAGCCUGUACUCGGGACAGGAACUCUAGAUUUCCCAACGUCAAGUGCUGCAGACUGUUCCUCUCUAGCAAGGAAUCUGUUUGAGGUUGAAGGGGUGAAAAGUGUGUUUUUAGGCCCAGAUUUUAUCACACUGACCAAGACAGAUGAUGACGUGGAGUGGGCAGACAUUAAACGCAAUGCAGUUGAGGUCAUCACUACGUUUUUUGAGAGUGGAGAACCUGUCACCACAGGUGUAACACAUCCUGAGAACAGUGUUUCAGAAGAGGAUGAUGAUAUCGUCUCCAUGAUUAAGGAGCUUUUAGACACUCGAAUCAGGCCCACUGUACAGGAGGAUGGAGGUGAUGUCAUCUUUAAGGGCUUUGCAGAUGGUACUGUGAAGUUGAAGCUGGUUGGCUCUUGCACGGGAUGUCCCAGUUCAACAGUUACUUUGAAAAACGGUAUUCAGAACAUGCUGCAAUUCUACAUACCAGAGGUGGACGAUGUGGAACAAGUGGAAGAUGAAGUGGAUGAAAUCAACAUGAAAGUGUUUUCAGAACUGGAGCAGAAAUUGAAAGACUCCUAGCACAUACUUUACUGUUUCCACAUCAUCAUUAAGCAGAAGAAUAAAAUAUACAUUGAUAAUUUCAUGUGCGGCUUAAAAUAUACUUUGAGUGUGCUAGAUCAUGACCUCAUUUCAGCCAGUUGCGAAUGUAUUCAAGCCUUUAGAAAUUGAGAUUGAGUUUGUUUUUGUUUUACAAUGUUUUAACCAUCUUUUAUCUGGUCCACCUUUUCAGGUCAAGCAAGGCCGGACUGUAAGAACAGAGAGCUGAUGACAUUACUUUUAGACAUGCUAAUCAGUCAUUGUGAUCUUUACCAUUUUUCAUGCUUAUUUCACACUUUCCUUUGCUAUAAAUAAGAAAAUAUGGCCUUUAAUACAGGCAUUACCCUAUAUUUGGUUAUUCCUGAAGCUCAUUUUAGACUUGUGAAAAAUAGUCUUUUUGUCAGCAAAGACAUGCUCUUGGUGUAAACUACUGAGACUGUAGAUAGACUGGCCUUUAUAAGGAUAUUUUUGAAGUCUUUAAUUUGAUAUGAUUCUGCUAUCAUUUUGCAUCUUUAAUAUUAAUUCUGUCUAUUUACAUUAACCAAAAUAUUGAAUGAUGGUUAACAGUGAAUAUAGUUGUACAGUAAGUCUGAAAACCUUUGCCACUGGCUAUGUCAUGAUUCUAAUGUCAUGUUUUAGUGCCAUUAGCAGCUUUUUGUCUAUGUCAGUCAAAAACCGUGCAUCUCCAUUUUUGCCAGUUGUCAUUGUUGGUUGUUGUUUCAUGUCAGCAUGUCUUGAUUACCGUAUUUUUCGCAUUGUAAGGCGCACUAUCAAUGAACAUCUAUUUUCAGCUGCGAGUGUUCUGGUAAGCCAGGGCAAUAUUAGCUAGUGGUUCGUCCCAUGUAGCUUGUUUUAACACGGUUGAAAUUUUGGAGAUGCACGGUUUUUUUUGUGAGGUGACAGUUUCUAUAGUACACUGAGUAACACAAGUUAGGUGUAGCUUAAAGUAUGUUGCACAGUAUUCAUAAUUUAUCUUUAUAUGGCUUCUACAACCUAGCAGCAAUAUUAAAAAGUAAGCUUUACCAUCUCCAGGAAGUCAAUAUUUAUUGUGGCAUGAAUUCAUAAGAUUAAAAUUGCUACAGUUUGGACAUUUGUAUUGCACAUGGCAAGCUGACAUAAAUUUUUGACAUAUCGAGACCACGUGACAUUUUGUGUCCAAGAUAGUGACAAUUGCACAAAUUAAAAUGACAUUCUUGCUGCUGUAAUGGACUGUAUAUUCAAGUAUAAUUUCAUGUACAUUUCAUCAUGGAUUUGUUUGACUCAAUGAUUUGAAUAUUUACAGACAUGGUGAAAAACAAACGGUUAUGUAACAGUAUUCAGUACUGUGAUUGGCUUGCAGAAUAUGUAUGCAGUUGUUAACUAUGAAAUUCUUUCUGUUCAGAAGCAGUGUGUAUUUCAACUGUUUAACUAAUAUUAAAUAGAUUCUAAGAACUA